Messenger RNA from Brenthis ino (lesser marbled fritillary), 2511 nucleotides. Lineage: Eukaryota; Metazoa; Arthropoda; Insecta; Lepidoptera; Nymphalidae. The record is from the annotation of a GenBank genome assembly.
AUGGAACCAAAGAUAUUAGAAAACAAAGUAUCCAUAAAUGGAGAAAAAAGAAAUAAGAUUCACAAUAGUAAGGAAAUCACACGUUCUACUAUCAAAAAGCAUAAUCAAAAUAAUUCUGAUAUUUUUGGAGAAGGGCAGUCAACCGCAUAUAUUAAUAAAAGAAAAAUAGAUUCUGCAAAUACGCGCGAUUUCUUUGGAGUACCAAAAAUAAAAACAGACUUGAAACUUACAAAAAAUCUUAGAACAGAUAUUCACAAACCUUUAAAAUAUUAUUCAACACCAAAUCCUGCCAGAAAAAAAGAAAAUAAUGAAAAAAUACCCGUUUCUUCUUACGAAGAAUAUCCAUCAGAAGUUCUCCAAAAAACUACAAACUUUGAAACUCAUGGUUGUGAUACCUUUAGUUUGGCCACGGGAAUCGAUUCAGAAACCCGCGAUGACUUAUCGAGUACUAUUGAGCACAUUGAUGAAAAUUUUCCUGCUGACGAUGAUACCGAUUGGUCCAUAAUUCAAAGCUCACAAGACAAUACUGAUGCUUGGAAAUCCUCUAAAACAUCGAAUAACACAGAAUUUUGGCGGUCUAAUACUUACGAUAAGAAAGAGACGCAACACUUAAAAUGUCCUGACAAAUGCAGCUACCAUGAUUACUAUUAUCACUACUGUUGGAGAAAAGAAGUUGUGAAAAGGGACUUUUCUGAACAAAGUCUAUGGGAUUGUCAGUCGACAAAGUCAACCAGAAGUAACAAAUCUGGUAUGAAGCACGCUAACAUCGGUCCAUCGAUGUUCACUUUUCCCCAAAACACAUCAAUGAUGACCAGCAGAAACAGUAAGCGGGUUACACAAUCCAAGGCAAUAUCCUGCGCGCACUGUGCCAUCGUCGAUGAAACCAAAUCUAAGGAAGUUAAAAAUAUCAGCUAUCAAGCUCUCAAGGAACGAGACAGUUACUUAAAAGAAGGAAAUCUUAAUAAAAGUAUAUCAAAAAGCUCCUUAGCGAUCCCAGUUUAUGUUCAAGAGAAUUAUACAGAAGUUACUCCAUUGGUUGUUGAAAAUAAAGUGACAAGUACUUUGAUACAUAAUAUAGAUAAGCCGAUGACGAUCACUUGUAACAAUGCAGAAACGGAAACGGUGCCUCCUGACAAAAACUCACUCAAUUCAGUUAAAGUAAUGACAUCUGCAGAAAUCCAUAAAGAAUUUUACAAUAAAGAAAUUCAAGUGUUGCCAGCGCAUUUAUUGACAAAAAUGUCCAUAGGAAUGUCUGUUCCAUAUCAAUUAAUAUCGGAUGUUAAAUCAAGUGUAGUUACCGGUACUAAAGUGACUUCAGUUUCGUCCGACAAUAUUCAACCGUCAAGCAUUCAAGCGUCAACUUUAACAAGAAUAUCAAAAGUUGCUACAGCUAAUACAGGAAUAUCCGCUAUUGAUUUAUUAGAGCGCAGUUCAGUUAAUGGUGGAUCUCACAUAACUCAAUGUAGUUGUAAUACAGGUUCUUGUCCAGACUGUCACUCCACCUGUGUAAAUGCAGUCACUGAACUAAAUUCAAAGUCCACUGAAACGUCCCAAAAUUUUGAUGCCCAAGAAAACAGCAACAAGCAAAUCAAAACUGACUGCUUUGUACAGUACAGUAAUUUUAGCAAAGAUAGUACAAAACAUUUGGCUCGUAUUGGACGGAGUCGACUUCUAUCAGUGCGAACGUUUAUGAACUCUGAAGUAGGAACACAAAAAUCUGCGUGCUUUACCAAUAGUAAAGGUACAAACGAUGUAAAACAAAUGUCUCAAAAUUUUAUGAAGCCAAAUGAGCUACUCGCGAAUGAACCGAAUUUUGUUAUUUCAAGCAAUCUGAACGCGGCUAAGUGGAUUAAAGGUUAUGUGAAGGAAGACGAGAAAGAUAUUCAGUCCAUAAUAGAUAUAAGUGAAACAACCGUCAAUGAGUCUUUGGAAAGAGCCUCCCUUGCUAUAAUGCACUCGAAACAUGAAACACGGGAAGAAAUCAAAAAAAAAUCAACAAUAAAAGCAAAUCAACAGCCUGCCGUUAAUUGUGUAACUGAAAAGCUCUUAGGCGUUAUGCCGUCCACUAGUGUUACGGAGAUUCAUCUUAUAAAAGAUCACAAAGAAAUAUUAUGUACGACAUCCGCACUGGCUCAAGAUGUUAGAUCAAAUUUUGAUACAAUUACUUCUAAUGGAAAAGAGUUUAAGGUUUCAAAAGAAAACAUCACGUCAGAUGGCCCUACAAAAGACUACUCUCAACUGUAUGAAAAAUCAGUUAUAAGUAAUAAACCUGAAAUACUCAUGGCGGAUAAAAUAACCUCAGGAGUCAAUUACACUGAAGAACGUGAAUAUAAAUCGAAUUUUGCCUUAACUUCUCGUCAUAUACUACCUAGUAUAAUACCGUGUGGUGAAUUAUGUUCAUUCAAAAAUACAGAAAAGGGGGACGAGAGGAGAGGGGCGAGAGGGGAUGAGAAAAGAGGAGAGGGGAAGACAGGCGAAAUAGACAAGCGCAGCAGAAAGGCGGAGAUUUGC